CAGCCAUGAUGGUUUUGUGAGAGAGUUUGGUCCACAUAAAGACAACAGGAAAUGCUGAUAUUCUCGUCGUUUCCUCCGAAAUGUCGGAGAUCAGGGUAAAAUAUUGUGAUAUCUGCAGGUCUCUGCUGAGAGCUGUUUUAACCAAGUUGUGACCACACUCAAGGGAAUAGUGCAAUCCUUUUUAAUUUGUAGAUAAAUAUAUAUUUAAUUAUUUUCUGUCUGUAAACAUUAAUGUCUCUCAACACACCGCAUGUGAUGUUUGUCUAAGAAAUGAACAUGGGUCAGAAAGUGUCAGGUGGGAUAAAGACAGUUACGUCUAGAGAGACUACCUACAAGGCACUAUACAAAGGCGAUAUGGUGUACAAUCCAGACUUUCAGAAGCCCAGUCGACUCGACAUGCUCCUGGACAUGCCACCCACAUCUAAGGAUGUCCAAGUUAACCAUUCAUGGAAUCCGGAUGAUCGUUCACUCAAUAUAUUUGUGAAGGAUGACGACAAAUUGACUUUCCACAGACACCCUGUUGCACAGAGUACAGACUGUGUGCGAGGUAAGGUGGGGUACACACGCGGCCUGCAUGUGUGGGAGAUUGUAUGGAGCACACGCCAGCGGGGAACACAUGCUGUGGUCGGAGUAGGAACGAGUGAGGCACCCUUACAUUGUGUAGGUUACCAGUCCCUGGUAGGUAGUAAUUGUGAAUCCUGGGGCUGGGACCUCGGCCGUAACAAACUUUACCAUGAUGUGAAAAAUAACCCAGGUGUCACUUACCCUAGUCUAUUAAACUCAGAUGAGAACUUUGUCGUGCCCGACAGCUUCCUUGUGGUGCUGGAUAUGGACGAGGGUACAUUAAGUUUUGUUGUAGAUGGACAAUACCUAGGUGUUGCAUUUAGAGGCCUCAAAGGAAAGAAACUUUAUCCCAUAGUGAGUGCUGUGUGGGGACAUUGUGAGAUCACCAUGCGGUAUAUAGGAGGGCUGGAUCCCGAACCAUUACCAUUGAUGGACAUAAGUAGACGCAUCAUACGCCAUAACCUUGGUAAAAGCAGACUCCAUGAAAUUAACAAGCUUCCUUUACCAAAUUCUAUAAAGAAUUACCUGCUCUAUCAGUCAUAGCAGGAAGUGUGAUAAGAGUUGUCCUCUCUUAACUUUGUUGUGUCACCGAACAGCCGUACAGAAAAGCAUGACAGGAUCACCGCCUCAACUUUGUCAUAUAGAAAGGCUGCCCUCAAAUCUUGUCAUUUGACAGGAACACUCUGGCUUCUCUCUUGCUGACUGUUAGAUACAGUCCCCAGAAUAUCCUUUACUGGCAAUGGCUGUUACCGUCAUAUGUCCUGUAUAUGGAUCUCAAGUAGCAUGUAUCGCUCUAUACUCAUGGGGCCAAAAUGUCUAGGAAAGACUUACAAAAACUUUAAGGGGUAGAAGUAAAUUUUUGUUUAUACAAUAAAUAUAAAAUUACACAUCAAUAUUUGAACAAUGGAAAAAACGCAAUUUUACAGAAUCUCUAAAUAUUAGGAUUGCACAGGGAAAUUUAUCUAUCUUGGGACAUUUUGGCUGUGGUAUUACAAUCCCACAGAAACAGUUAUUUUAAUUGCAAUGUAUGAGUGUACUUACACAUGAAUAUUAAAUUUGCCUAUCUCACUAAAUUUAAACAUAAGGUCAGUAUAGCUUUGCAAUAAUAAAGACUUAAUGCUGUCUUGAUUUAAAGCUUGAACAGCUAUUGAUUGUGAAAAUUUUAAUACAAGCAUUGAUUGCCAUUAAAUUUACCUUUUACAUAUAAAAGAUUUGCUAUUUAUAAGAUUUGCUAUUUAGAUAAAUCAGCAAUGUUUUUAGGAAAUGAAAUUUCCUUUUAAAUCAUAGAAAGACAAAAAAUCAGAAAUUAAAUAUUGAUGAAAUUAAGUUAUAUAACUUAAUGCAAAGGUUGCUUGAAUGUUUGAACUGGGCAGUGUUAUGGAGGGGAGACAAGGUGACUGGGAUGACUUUAGAAUAAAUGUAUUAUUUGUGAUUCAUGAUAUGAAAAGAUUGAGUUUAAAACCAGUUUUUCCAUGCGAUUGUUUGCAUGUACAUUUGUAUGUAGUACAUAUCUAUAGGGUGUGUGAUUUUUUUAAAGACAAUUUAAAUCGUGAAAUGUCUAUAAUUCAUCAUUAAUUUGUAUUUAUAAUAUUUUCUUCAAAGUUCAUUGAAGACAAGUUGAAAAUAAGUAAUAUAUGGGUCAAGCAAUUUUCAAGCUUGUAAUUGUUUGUUAAAUAAGGUGACCAUUACUGUUGUAUAUUGGGUUGAUAUAUACACUACAUGCAGGUCACAGGAAAGUGAAUGAAAACACGGUAAAACCUCAGAACUCAGUGGAACUCAAAUUGUUCAUAAGUUCAUACACCACUCUUAACCCGGAUAAUUUACUGUCCUGUGUAGUAAAUAAUUGGAACAUAUUUAAACAUAAUUUUAAACACGUAGUUAUCAGACCAAAUAACAUCAUAUUAUUCCUAGCUCCAUGUUAGAUUUUUUAAAUUCUAUUUAACAACAACAUUUUACUAGCUGCGGUCAAUGUUACACAUAAAAUGUCGGUAUGUUAAAGGUUAGCUAAAAAUUCUCUGUCAAUCCUCGGGGUGAUUCCAGCUUGUUUAUUAGCCAUAUUUCUUCUCAGUUAGACAUAUCUCGAAUAUUUUGACAGAUUAGCAGAUAUUGUGCCAUAAUCUAAUGUCUAUAUCUGAAACUUCAGUAACAGAACAAAGCAAGGUUGGGCCAGCUAGCUACCAGGUCAGAUUGCUGUCCUGAGCAUUUCCUGUGGAGUCGGGUCAUCUGCCGUCCAUAGUCAUCUAAUGUGUAUGAAUGUUUUGAGCUAUCAAUCUCCAUACAUUAGCCCAGUGUCUACCACUUGUAUUUCCUAAUCAUUCUAAUUUGCAAUAUGUUUUUUCUUAAAGCUUGUUCCUAUUUACCGAACUUCAAAUUCUGGUUAAUACAACCUUGGUUCUCAGUAUUCAAUGCAAGCCUUAAGGCUAUUCAAAAUUGUGUUCAUUCAGGAUUUCUUUUUUGAUUUAUUUAUUUCACAUACGUAAAAUAAUAUUUUAUUCUUCUAUAAUAUAAGAAUGUAAUACUGUUCCUAUCAUCCAUUUGAUAAACGAAAACAAACAGAAUCUUUAAUUUAGAGGUAUUUUGCUAAGUGGUAUAAACUAGGAAAGCAUUCUAUCAUUUCAACAAGCUCAUCCCAUCAGCUAGUGACCUGUUUUUAUGCUAAGUUUGGACUAUUACAUCCUCGACACUGGUAACAAGUGGCCUUAUUGUGGAUGGUAUUGUUCAAGGUCACAUGAUGUAAACGAUUAAUUUCUGUGCUUGUUGUUUGUGUCAUUGUGAUGGUGAUGUUUGAAUUGAAUACCUGGUAAUCAUGGUCACGUUAAUGUUUGAGUGAAGAUGUUAGGCAUGGUGAUUGUUUGGAUGUGUCAAUGUGACUAUGAAGCUAGCACGGUGUAAACAUCAUCUAAACGCUUUUUGCUCUGCUGUUAAUCUUCAUAAAUGUUUGCAUUUUUCUCACUUAUUGGAGCGAAUCUCAAAAACUGUCGAAAAAUUUCAUAUAUAAUAUAAUGUAGGUACAAGUUUUGUUUGUGUUAAUAAAUAGAUCUUUUUAAAUAGAUUUAAAAAUCUGUUAAACAUGUGACUAUCUGGCACACCUUCACACAGUUGACUGAUCACUAAUGGCUGGAGAUUUACUGGGAUUUUGAUGAUAAGAUAUUUAGUGUACUUUAAUAUUAUUGGCCAUUUAAAUUCAUAUUUAAGUUACAUAAGCUUUUUUAACCUGCCUUGAUUAUUUUGAAUUUCAUGUUGAAGUGAUGUUAUCCUAAGAUUAUCUGUUUUGUCAGAAGUUAGCCUGAGCUUGAUGUAAAAUUCUACAUGCAAUACUAAAAGUUCCACAUUUUGCACAUUUUUUAGGCAUUUCUCAGUGAUGUAACUUUCAAGCAUUAAUCAAUCUUGCAAAUUAAUCAUUCCUGUAACCUACAUAUUAUAAAUACUGAACAUUGUUUCAGAAAAUCGGAAGAAUUAAAGAAAUAAAACAUUAUAAAGCAGUCUUGCUGAUUUUGAAAACAAAACUGCAGUUCAGAAGCUAACCAUUGCAAUGAUAUUUUGUAAAUUUCUUCCAUUUGUGGCAAAUGAAACCAGGUUCUUGGUUUGGUGAGUAAUUAACCACAGAAGUGUAUCGGUCAAUUUAUGGUGAUAAAACAUACCAUAGACUCUUUCAAACUUGUAAACUUUUCUGUGAAUUUUCAAUAAAUGUUUUUCUUUUGGUGUAUUACUUAAUGUUGCCCAUUACUGAUUUACAUGACCCAUGCGCUGCACAAUUACUGGGUUGAUUCGGUAAAUGACUAAUUUUCUGACCCGUUAGCUGUACAAUUGUACUUGGUCGAUUCUCUAACAUGACUGAAUUCUCUGACCCGUCGGCUGUACAGUUGUACUGGGUCGAUUCUAUAAGUCUGUUUUUUAUGACCUAUACUACAUUUGUAAUGGUUUAAUUCUGUAAAAUAAGUGUGAAUUUCUUAUCACAAAUUAGCUAUACACUUGAACAUGGUUGAUCACGGAUGUAUCAUACUUCUUUGUCUCAUACUUUGCCAAUAUGUGGAAGUUUGAUUGUUGACAUUAUACUUUUAAAGAAUGAUGGGAAAUCUUUAGCAAAAAGCUUUAUUUAAUAUUAAUAAAUGUAAAUUACAAUCACAGGAUAUUUAUUUUUGUGAUAAUUCCUUCGAAGGAAUGGUUGAAAGUUUAACAUCGCUUGCAUAUUUAUUAAGUUGAACAUAGAUAAGGGGUAGUAGUCAUAGAAUUCGCGAAAAUAAGUAUAUGUGGAAUAAAGACAUCUGUAGUACCUUGCAGCUGUUUGUGAAACUAAAAGUGUAUUAUACAUAAAAAAUACGUCAUGUAAAAAAAAUACUUUAAAAAUACUUUGAGGAGUAGACAUUAACAGGCCAGAUUGGGUGAACUAGGGUAGGGUGUAGUGAUAGAAAUGUUAAGGUUGUGUUGUAAACUGCUGAUCAUGAUCGCAUUACAUGUGCUCUGUCACUUUUUCAUUAUGUCAUCUUAAGAAAUUAUGUAAAGAUUCUUGCAAAUCAGUGCCUAUUAAUUUUAAAGCUCUUCCUUAAACAAUUUUCAUCUCCACCUUUGCUUAUUGAAGCUUGUACGCCUACAAUGUAUGUAUAAUGUGAAACAUUGUUAUCUAGUAUUUUUCAACCUACAUCAAUAUCUAAAAAGAAAUUGUCAUGCUAGUCUGAAGCAUAUCUUUGAUAACCGAUGCAUGCUGUUUUCACCUUUCUUACUUCAUAGAGAUUUAGUUUUUACCUAAGUAUAAUAACAUGUUACGCUCCCCGGCAAAUUCAGUGUCGGGAAAUCUUAAUAUGCCAAGAGGGGCAAAGACAAGUUUUGAGGGGACACUGGCGCCAAUCACACUUAAGUUGAUGCUCACUGAUUUCAGUAUGUGGCUUAUUUUUGUAAUAUAUAUGUAUGUCACCUUGCUAUGUCUGAUAUUAAACAGUGUGUGAAGGACUUCACUAUAAUUGAUACAUUGACCUUGAUUAAAGCCAUUUGUUCUUUAGGGUAAAAACAAGCAAGUGCUGUUUUGACAAACAACAAAAUUGUUUUUAUUGAAAUGUUAGGUCAAGAGGAUUUUUAAAGUUUUCUUUUUACAUAUGAUUUUAGAUAUUAAUAUAUGUAGACAUAUUUUAAUUUUGUAACGGUCAAGGACUUUGGCCGUCCUGUAAUUAUAAUUAAGGUGUUUGACAACAUGUGAUAUACAUAACCAUAAUUUAUUGAGUAAAUGUUUUUUAUGUCUUUCCUCAUGUAAAAACCUUUGAUCAGUACCGCUUCAGUGUCUGUUUUUGUAUUGUGUUUUAGUGAUUUUGUUUUACCCAACUAGUCAUGUCCAAUCAAACCUGAAGUGGUGUCAAUAGUAUGUAGUUUAUUACAGAAUAUUAUUUAACAAAUAACAGAUUACUUUUACAUAGUGUGUGUAAAUUUUAAUCAAGUAUGUGCCAGACUCACUGAGUUUUACUAUAUCAAAACAAAUAGAUAAGUGGGGCUAUUUAGUGCCUAAACGGGAAGUCCUUUAUUCACCUUGGCAGCCAAACCACAGCAUAACUGAAUAUUCUGUGUUUAAUUUCAAAACUUCAGAAUUAGUGCUGCAGAGGAAAUGUCACUGAAUAUCACUGGUUUUAGUUUUAACCUUUGCUUGUUGUUUAAAACGUAAGCUGGGGGAUUUUCUAAUAGCUUUAUCAACACUGCAGAAAAAGGGAGUAACACAUAACUCUUGAUCUGAUCAAUCAUGAAAUAAAUUGAUUGAAGCUCAACUUUAUAUAAGAAAAUUUGAUGAGAUAAUAAUCAUAUUAUAUAUGUUUGAUUCCUUCCUCCUUACAAUAUGUACACAUCAGCAAUAUUUAUGGCUGUUCACCUUAAACAAGAUAGCCUCUCUAAAUAAAACCUUGGUUACCACCCAGUGAUCGCCCUCCCCAUUAAGAUACUUUAUUUGUGUUGGGUUCCGAUCUCAUGUGUACACAUGUGGGACUGUUGGUGGUCUGGGCAUGUUGUAUAAUAUCAGCCCCCACUCUCAGCUUUACCUGUGUUCAGUUGCUUGUACCUGUAGUAUUAUCAUAUGGAAUGAGAAGAUUUUCACUAGUGUACAUAAUCAUUCAGGUUGUCAGCUUGCAUUUAAAUGGGAAUUAUAUAUAAAUAUAUGUGUAAUUGUGUGGAGAAUUGUAUGUGUGGUACGUGUGCAAGUGAGGUCACUACAUCUUGUCACAGCUGGCUGUAAAGGACACAGCAAAGUGAAAAAAAAUGAUCAUAUCUAUAAGUCAUUAAUGUCCUUGUGAUAGCAUUGUCAUGAAGGUCAUUCUUUGCAAUAUAAAAAAUAACUUCCCUAUAUUAUAGGCAAGUAAAGCAUAACAUUUAUUCAAUAUUUCCAUUUCAACAUUUUACAUUUAAUUGAUAUUCAUUGCAUAUAUUUGUUGGCUAUAAAACAAGGCAUCCCGUUAUGUAGCCAUUUGUGGCCUGGGUACUUUCCCUUCUGAAACUUGCACGAAAAACUGUCUAUAAAUGUUAAAGUUGAUGUUUAAGUAAUAAAAGCUAAGAUUACUUUCCUUUUACAAAAACAGUUAGUUUUAACACCUAAGACACUGUUAUUUCUUUAUUGCAAAUUUUUACAUGAACAAAAUGGACAUAAAAUGGUUUUAUGGGACCAGGCGGCCUAGAUAUUAGUCAUGCGAUCAUUUUAAAAACACUACUGUUUUAGCUGAUAUCCCUCCAAAAUUAUCAGGACCAAUAAGGAUUUUUUUUUCUACUUCUAAGAUAUGUGUAUUAAUUUUCAAACUUAAUGGAACACAAUUGUUUUUAACUGUAAAUUGCAUUGUUUUAAUCUCAUGCUGAAAUUUUUGUCUCAUGCUUUUAAUUGGGAGAAGAGGUGUGAUAGAUGAGAAAGUGUUUGUCUAUAUUUGCUAUUGGUGUACAAUUGUAUAUCUCCACACACAUGUUUGGGUUAUAUCUGUUUUAAUGUGUAGGUCGGGACAAGUACAGGUUCCUUGUUCAAAUUUCAUAUCAUGCUUGUUAAUCAAUAAUAAAUGUUAUGAAUGUGAUGUUUCAGCAUCAAUGGGGAACAAUCAGGCAUCAAGUCUGAAUGAAAAGCCCUGUCUUAAAACUCUGAAGAAACAAAUCAUGUUAAGUAAGAUUUAUGAGCUAGUAAUUAAAUUCUGUACACUUUUGACUGGGGUAUGCAUUUGAGCUGUUUUACAGAGCAGCAUAUUUUAUCAAUUUGAGCAGAGAUAUUAUAUUUGUUCGGUUUAAACAGAGAUAGGUGUUUGCUCGGUUUGAACAGAGAUAGGUAUUUGUUCAGUUUGAACAGAAAUAUGUGUUUGUUCCGUUUGAACAGAGAUAUGUGUUUGUUCCGUUUGAACAGAGAUAUAUAUUUGUUCCGUUUGAACAGAGAUAUGUGUUUGUUACGCUUGAACAGAGAUAUGCGUUUGUUCUGUUUGAACAAGUUUUUCAAGUUUUCAAGUUUUAUUUUUAAACUCACGCCACACCUAUACGUGCGUAACAAGAGGUCACAUAAUACAU
Molecule: messenger RNA, 8067 nt
Organism: Mizuhopecten yessoensis (Yesso scallop)
Lineage: Eukaryota; Metazoa; Mollusca; Bivalvia; Pectinida; Pectinidae
Product: SPRY domain-containing SOCS box protein 1-like
Exons: 3
Coding region: 271-1107 (278 amino acids)
Biological process (GO): proteasome-mediated ubiquitin-dependent protein catabolic process
Cellular component (GO): SCF ubiquitin ligase complex
Molecular function (GO): protein binding
Source: RefSeq, a predicted model, not a curated record